This is a messenger RNA of Cololabis saira (Pacific saury), 3225 nucleotides long. It is a transcript of the gene hapstr1a, whose product is annotated as HUWE1 associated protein modifying stress responses a. The coding region runs from base 239 to 1111 and encodes 290 amino acids. Lineage: Eukaryota; Metazoa; Chordata; Actinopteri; Beloniformes; Belonidae. The record is from RefSeq and is a predicted model, not a curated record. The transcript is spliced from 5 exons.
CACAACAGGGUAGUUCGCCUUCUAUAUAUGCUGACGUCGGGAACUCGGAAAAAUAGUUAGCUAUGCUUCCCAUGUCAGAUGGCAGACCGAGGUAGCGGCUCGAUGUUGUAGGGCAAAUAUCGAGAACAACAUAGCAGUAUUAUUACAUUUCUCAACACAAUUAUCGGCACAGCGUCCACAUAUUACCAUUUCAAAUAGGAAAAAAAGCAAGUUCCCAUCUAGUUUGCUGGUGUAUUAAAUGGAGGAGAAGAAGGAAGACGGAGACUCGGAGAUACAAGAACACGGACCCGAGCACUGGUUCUCAAAAUGGGAGCGGCAGUGCUUGGCCGAGGCGGAGCAGCGGGAGCUGAGCGAGGAGGAGGCCGACACCGACCAGGAGAAACUGUGGACUCUCUUCCAGAACUCCGCCACCGCCGUGGCUCAGUUAUAUAAAGAUAGGGUAUGCCAUCAGCAGGGCCUGUCAUUGUGGGUGCCAUUUCAGAAUGCUGCUACAGCAGUAACCAACCUGUACAAAGAGAGUGUGGAGGCCCAUCAGAGAAGUUUUGAUCGGGGUAUUCAGAUUGGCCACCAACGUCGUAACAAGGAUAUGUUGGCCUGGGUAAAAAAGCGUCGAAGAACCAUCCGGAGGGAGGACCUUAUCAGCUUUCUGUGUGGGAAAGCACCACCACAUAGAAGUAGCAGAACCAACUCUAGGCUGGCCAUGGUGGCCCCCAGCCGGGCUAAUUCACCAGCUGAGACUGGCUCAUCUGUGGAAGCAGACCUGCAGCCCUUCAGGGAGGCCAUAGCACUGCAUGGCUUGAGUGGCGCCAUGGCAAGUAUCAGUGUGCGUUCUGGUGCUCCAGGUUCUCCUACGCAUGUGAGUGGGAGCAGCAGCAAUGCAGGUGGUGCAAGUGGAGGUGGUUCCUCUGGCUCUGGGCCAGUGUGCCGCAGCAGGCGUAAUGGGCUCCAAGAUGUUGAUCUGAACACUUUCAUCGCUGAGGAGAUGGCUUUGCAUCUGGACUCUACAGGCUCAGCCUCUGCUGGAGGGGGAGGGACCAGGAAACGAAACUCCACCCAGUGUAGUGAUGUCAUUACAGACUCCCCUACGCACAAACGUAACAGGAUGAUCUGAUCUGAUACCUGCUUAUGUGUAAGGGGUGGGGUGGGUAGUCUUCAAAGGCAAGGCCAGGCAAGGGUGAUGGAUGGGCUUAUGUGGUACAGAUGUGUGGGUUAAAAAUGAAAACGGGGCCUUGAUGCUUCUCAGUUGGGGUUGUUCAAUUGAAUGAAUUGUCUCCUUUCCCAACACUAAGUGCAAAUCACUGAUCCACAAUCAGAGCAAUGAGUGUUUGUGUUUGUGUGAGUGGGUGGCUAGAAAGUCCGGACAACAUCACACAUUCCUCAGACCUCGCUAUACCCCGGAAAGGAGACGAUAAAGAAGGUCACUAACUAAAUCUUGGAUGCAGACAGUUCUCAAGGAGUGAAAACGGAACGUGCUGCUCAACAAGAGAAAGCCACUUAAUCUUUGACACAUUUGUCCCCUCCCUUUACGUCACUCAUUCUCACCCACCACCUUAAUAAGGAAGUGAGGGCCAUGAUCAAAUAUUUCACUCAGUGGAGUUGCUCGCCAAAUGUUGAACCUAACUUUGUCAGAGACUCGCACUUCGUUGUCUGUGACUUCUCUAAAAAGAUGUUGCCUAUCCGUGGUAGAGCUAAUUCACCUAGUGGCACAUGUAAGGCGUGACCCAGUAUCAUCUGACACCUGUAACCAGUUACGUACCUCUGGCUACUAGGUUAAUGUCAUUUAACUACCAAUAGCAAGCUGUUAAUGUUUGAAUAUUCAGAACAUGUUCUCUGCUUUACUACUCUGCUUCAUUCGCUGCUUGACCUACUGUUGUCACUUUUUUUUUCUUUUUUUUCUUUUUUUCCUUUCUUUUUCUUUUCCUUACUUCUGCAAUCACCAGUGUUACAUUUGUAGGUUUGUUGCAACUGUUGACUGCAACAAUAGCCAAGUUAAUUUUACUUAAUUUUCUCACUUAGCUCUUUUGUUGUUCAGGAUAACAAUGAGGAAAUCUUGUUCGUAUACAGCUUCUCAGAUGGCCCACUUGCUGACUGUGAUGCCCUCUGCCCCUUCCCCCUCGUGAAAGCAGCUGCUGUUUUAUGUGGUCGUGUGAUGAUUCUGAUGAGUUGCAAUAAGUAUUUUUGCACUUAGCUUUCACCUCUAACUCAUGCAAACAAAUCGGCUCUUCCAUUGUAUAACACUUGUAGCCUUUCCAGCCCUGAUCAGGCCCACUUGUUUAAGUGCUUAGAAAAAGUAAAAUACUUGAUUCCAUUAAUUGUUCAAAAGUAUUUGACCUUUUCUUUUUUUUGAGCAUUUAUGGGUGUCCAGUUAACAAAUAUUUGGACACUUAGUCCUUCCUUGUUUGACAAAUUAUUUAACUUAUUGGAAAAUAAAUAAUGCCACAAAAAAAUAGAGUUCUGAAAUCCCACAAAUGUUUUUACAACAUUGGCCAGCUACCCAGCGUACAAAACACUCUAUCAACCCAAGAGUUUCAGAUUUGGUCCACUAUCUGCUUCAUGUGACUGGGGUGUAUGCAUUAAUAAAAUACGAAUGGGUAUAAUUAUAUUCCUGGUACAUGAUGUUUCACUCAUACAAUGGCUGUAGCCUUCCAUCCUAAAGUGAGGGAUCACAGUAAGGGACUGAUCCAAAAAAAUAAAUAAUAUAAUUUGGGUAUAUUUGGCAAUCAUAAACAUGGACUGGUUUUGUACAGAUUUUCUUUAGGCAUGUUUUUAGGUUAUCAACAAAAGAUUAUUGGAGCUAAACCUGAACUUGUGGGUGUAGUAGUUACAAUAUCUAAUACAGUCAGUGUUGUUUUAAAUGAAAUUUUGAGCUGUCGAGAUAAUAAACCAGCCAGAAAUAUGUCCACUAACGGCUGCAGUAUUGAGCUGUCGUCGAUCAUUCUGCAGUGGAAGAGUCAUGUCUGUAAUACCCAGAGAAACUGACCUCUGAGGAAAUAAUGUUUUCUUAUUUCCCCAACACGAUGGUUUGUUCAUUCUAUUUUGUCUUUUAUGUCCUGGAAAGUGAGCUUUCUUUAUUAGUUCAAAACUUGACAGUUUCUGUUACACUUUUGUCACUGAUUUCAGUUUUCUUUUUUUUUUUUCUAAACUAUAAGUUGCCAUUUAUAUUCAAACGUGAUUGUGGGCUUGUUAUUGAAACAUUUCUGUCAAAAUAAAAGUUCUGCAUCUGGA